Messenger RNA from Symbiodinium necroappetens, 684 nucleotides. The record is from the annotation of a GenBank genome assembly. Lineage: Eukaryota; Dinophyceae; Suessiales; Symbiodiniaceae.
GGCGUUAAGUCGUGUGGGCUGUCAUUGCAAGACAGCUUGAUGGCGUCGGCAGCUGAAGAGAACAAGGACAACUAUCGAGGUGUCUUUGAUGGUUGCCUUGGCUUCGGAGAGAAAGCAGCGCUCAUCGUCAUUGACUUCACCAAGGCCUACACCACACCAGGCAGCUCUUGGUACUGUCCUGGAAGGGGGUACGGUGUGGUGGACGCCGUGGCGGAGUCACGUCCGCUGGUGGAACUGGCGAGAAGCAAGGGCGUUCCAGUCUUCUACACGAAGGUGUACUUCGAGCACCCCAGCGAUGGUGGCAUCUUCACCCAGAAGAUCCCGAAGCUGCGCACUUGGACGAAGGACAAUCCGCUGGUCGAGAUUGAUGACAGCAUCGCCCCUCAUGAGGGCGAUGCCGUCCUCGUGAAGCAGUAUCCCUCUGCUUUUUUCGGCACCAACCUGGCGUGCAACCUUCGUGCCAUCGGGGUCGACACUUGCAUCAUGAUUGGCUGCUCCACCAGUGGCUGCAUCCGGGCCUCAGUGCUGGACGGCAUGCAGCAAGGCUUUAGGUGUGUCGUCCCACGGGAGUGCGUGGGAGACCGCACGCAAAGCAUCCACGAGUCCAACCUCUUCGACAUCAACGCAAAGAACGGAGAUGUCUUGCCUAAGGAGGCAGUCAUGGAUUACUUGGCAAAGUGUUAA